Molecule: messenger RNA, 2269 nt
Organism: Lolium perenne
Lineage: Eukaryota; Viridiplantae; Streptophyta; Magnoliopsida; Poales; Poaceae
Product: probable apyrase 2
Biological process (GO): nucleoside diphosphate catabolic process
Cellular component (GO): membrane
Molecular function (GO): nucleoside diphosphate phosphatase activity
Source: RefSeq, a predicted model, not a curated record
GUGGCGUCCGGCCAACUCCGCACACCACACGCGCGCGGACGAAGCAAAGCGCACCCGCACCGCCACGCCCACGGCGAACUCGCAACCAACCUUCCUCCUCCUCCUCCUUCCCCGCCACGCCACGGCCACUACAAAACGCCGCCCAUUCCCCAGAUCACCACCCACCACCUCCCCCCUCUGCCGCGCGCGUGCCCGCCGGUAGCAGACACCGCCGCCGCGCCCUCCGGCACCGCCCGCUCGCGCCACACCCCGAGGCGCGCGCACGCAUUCAUCUCCCCAGCAGCGCGCUCGGAUCCCGACGCGGCCCGCAAGUCAAACCCACGCACCGACGCACGGGCCUGCCUGCCUUAUACUCCACCCCGCCCGAACCUCACAGAUCAAUCCCUCACCUCCCGACGCCAGCGCUGGAUCCCGCGGAGGACCCGGAGGCCGCGGUCAAGCAGCAGCAGCCGUCGCCGCCCGCCGCCGCCGGCCGCGUGCGCUACCGCACGCCCUCCUCGCCGGACCUCCUCCUGCUCCCCGCCGCCGCCGACAAGAUGCGCCGCUACUCGCAGCUGCCCGCGCGCCAGGACACGCUCGCCGACCGCGCGCACCGCUACCGCGGGGUCCUGCUCGUCGUCCUCGCCCCCCUCGCGCUCGUCUCCCUCGUGCUCCUCCUCAUGCCGCGCUCCCCCGCCAACACCCACGCCCACGCCCACGCCCACGCCCACGCCCCCGCCGGGCCCAGCAAGUACGCCGUCAUCUUCGACGCGGGCAGCUCCGGCAGCCGCGUCCACGUCUUCCGCUUCGACGCCAACCUGGAUCUCCUCCACAUUGGCUCCGAGAUCGAGCUCUUCGUCCAGAAAAAGCCCGGCCUCAGCGCGUACGCCGCGGACCCGCGCGAGGCCGCGGAAUCGCUCGUCUCCCUCAUCGACAAAGCCAAGGAGGUGAUCCCCGCCGAGCUGCGCGACCAGACGCCGGUCAGAGUUGGGGCCACCGCGGGUUUGAGAGCACUGGGAACAGAAAAGUCUGAGCAGAUUUUGCAAGCGGUGAGGGAUCUUCUCCGCGAAAAGAGUUCCUUUAAAAACCAACCGGACUGGGUUACAGUUCUUGAUGGAUCACAGGAAGGUGCAUAUGAAUGGGUUACCAUUAAUUAUCUGUUGGGAAAUUUGGGAAAGACGUACGCAGACACUGUUGGUGUGGUUGAUCUUGGCGGUGGAUCUGUCCAAAUGGCAUACGCUAUCGCAGAGAAGGAUGCCGAAAAGGCUCCUAAACCAGCAGAAGGCGAAGAUGCAUAUGUGAAGAAGCUCUUCCUUAAGGGAACGACAUAUUAUCUAUAUGUCCACAGUUAUUUGCGCUAUGGGCUGCUGGCUGCUAGAGCAGAGAUCUUAAAGGCUGGCAAUGCCAAUGGUUACAGCAACUGUAUAUUGGCUGGACACCAGGGGCAAUAUAAAUAUGGCGACAAGACAUUUGAAGCAUCAGCUGCACCUUCUGGUGGUAGUUAUUCAGAUUGCAGGGACGAUGUAGUGAAAGCUCUUAAAGUGGACGAAGCUUGCACUCACAUGAAAUGUUCCUUCGGUGGCAUUUGGAAUGGUGGUGGUGGUGAUGGACAGAAGAAUCUCUUUGUAGCAUCGUUUUUCUUUGACAGGGCAGCUGAGGCUGGUUUCAUAAACCCUGAGGCAGCUGUUGCUAAGGUUAAACCCUCAGACUUUGAGGAAGCUGCCAAGCGUGCUUGUAAGUUAAACGUGAAUGACGCCCAGUCUAGUUACCCCGGUGUCCAGAAGGAUAACAUUCCAUAUAUUUGCAUGGAUCUUGUUUACCAGUACACACUGCUUGUUGAUGGAUUUGGUGUUGAUCCUCAACAAGAGAUGACCUUGGUAAAGAAGGUUCCCUACAGUGACGCGUUCGUUGAAGCAGCAUGGCCACUUGGAAGCGCCAUUGAGGUUGCAUCUUCAUCAUAGGCAUCACCCUUUUAGCAAGGAACAUUGAUGGGGGACCAUGAGCGUGGCCGCUGUAGAAGUUUUGGUUUCUGAGGUUUUACACUUGAUCUGGUUCUGUGCUCCCCCUGAAGUCGCCAUUUUGUCACUUGGUCAGUUCAUCUAGCCUCCCCUCCCGUACAGUAGAUUCAUACAAGGACACAUGUAUUACAUCACCAAUUGUACUUGAUCCAGACGCGCCAUUGUAAGGCGCAUUAUUAUUUUUGUACUGAUGAAAGUAGGAUGAGAGCAUAUGCCAUUCUUUCAGACUUCCACGUGAGAUGAACACGAAUACAUUAUUCACUUGCCGUAAA